AUGGCGCUGGUGGGACGCAGGCAGCCGCUGCUGUUGCUCGUUGGGCGUGGGCUCAAGGAGGCGUGGAGGAUCAAGACGGCAGACGCAGCAUACGGCAAAUCCGAGGGGGGGAGGAACACCUGGAUCUCGCACGCUCGCUCCUUCUCUUCCAAGUCACCCAAACCACAGAGCAUCCUUCGUCCGCAGCUGAGCUUCGACGCCCUGCAGAAGAAAGCAGACGAGGGAGACGUUCAGUCCAUGUUCCUGCUGGGCUCUGCCUACUUGAAGGGUCAGCUCGGGGCGAAGAAGGACUAUGACAAGGCCCGGAUGAGGUUUGAGCAGGCGGCGGAGCAUGAGCACAAGCAGGCCUUGUUCAACCUGGGGGUGAUGUACCUCGAGGGGCAGGGAGUGACGGCCGAUGCUCCUAGAGCGAGGCUCAGUACAACCUCGGCAACUGCUACCAUGCUGGCACUGGAGUGGAUAAGGACGAGGAGGCAGCGAUGGAGCAGGCAAGCGCCUGACAGGGAGGCGCGUCAGGGGGACCACAAGGCCUGUCUCCGUCUCGCCCUCGCCUACAUCUCCGGGGAUGGGGUCAACCAGGACAGCCAGGCAGCGCGACAGAUUCUGCAACGACCGGCCUUCGACGGAAACGCUGAAGCCCAGUUCUUGCUGGGAUAUCUCUUGUUGAACAUCGAGGAAGCGUCAGAGCAAAACAUCAAAGACGCGUCCUUCAAUCUGGAAAGCGCAUCUUCAAAAGGCUUUAUUGCCGCUAAACAUUAUCUUGGCAUGUGCCUUCUCAAGGGACAUAGACUCGAAGCAGACAUGUCAAGGGCAAGCUCUCUCCUGCAAGAAGCAGCACUGGCAGGGCACGGACAGUCCGCAUAUGAGCUUCACAAGAUGUACAAAGAGGGCAAGAAUCUCGACGCUGAGAGUCGCAAGUGGCUUGAGAGAGCUGCUGAGCUGGGGGUGAAGGAAGCCUUGACCGAGUGA
Molecule: messenger RNA, 969 nt
Organism: Guillardia theta CCMP2712
Lineage: Eukaryota; Cryptophyceae; Pyrenomonadales; Geminigeraceae
Exons: 11
Coding region: 1-969 (322 amino acids)
Molecular function (GO): protein binding
Source: RefSeq, a predicted model, not a curated record